Messenger RNA from Angiostrongylus costaricensis, 951 nucleotides. Lineage: Eukaryota; Metazoa; Nematoda; Chromadorea; Rhabditida; Metastrongylidae. The record is from the annotation of a GenBank genome assembly.
UUACUCAAUGUUUUACUUACAGUUAAUGAUGUGUCGAAUCCUUCCCUAACUUUUACCACCACGGAAGAUCUCAUUCGUGAAGCGGCAGAACAGUGUACACAAAUUCUACUUGAGCAGGAUACAAUGCUUGAAAUUGAAGCUCCUAUUACUGUGUGUGGUGACAUCCACGGUCAGUACCCCGACCUGCUGCGGAUUUUCAACCGAUGUGGCUAUCCACCCGAUCGCUCAUACCUUUUUCUUGGAGACUAUGUAGACAGAGGCCGCCAACAACUCGAGGUGAUCACACUAUUGAUCAGUUAUAAGAUUCUUUAUCCUGAAUGUUUUUUUAUUCUACGCGGUAACCAUGAAUGCAAAAUCAUCAACAAGGUGUAUGGGUUUUACGACGAAUGUAAGCGCCGCUACUCCGUCAAAUUGUACAAUAUCUUCCAGGAUCUCUUCGACUCAUUACCGCUAUGUUCACUGAUUAGUGGUCGCAUUCUGGGAAUGCAUGGCGGUCUUUCACCACGGCUGAGCUCCUGGUCCCAAAUGGAUGCCUUGAGAAGACCACUCGAUGCUGAUGAGCAUCCACUGGCAAUGGACUUGCUUUGGUCGGACCCUGAUCAGUACACUCAAGGAUGGGCAAGGAACAAUCGUGGAGUAUCGUACGUGUUUGGACCAGAUGUCGUUAAAAAGUUCUGUCGAGAGAUGGACUUGGAUCUAAUCGUUAGGGCUCACCAAGUAGUUCAAGACGGCUACGAAUUUUUUGCUAAUCGUCGCCUGGUCACCAUUUUCUCCGCUCCCAAAUACUGUGGGGAGUUCGAUAACAACGCAGCAGUGAUGAUUGUACACGAUAAUUUGGUUCGUGGUAAUAAAAUGCUCUUCCAGACUACUCUAGAAUUCCGGCCAUACACUGGCACAACAGACCCUUUGAUAACAGUACAAAUUCGAAACCCUUUAUCAGACUAUAGUUAA